GCCUAUAAGGCCGGAGAAAGUCCAUAACAAUCUCAAGCUUCUCGUUUCUCGCAGCACUGAGCUUCCACUUUUCCUUCAACAAAAUCAGAUCAAAAUUUUCAGAAUCGCCAUGGCCGGAGGAAUAGAAUUUCUACCCAAAGAAUAUGGAUACGUUCCUCUUGUUAUCGUCCUCUACAUCUUUCUCAAUUUCUAUAUGUCUGCCCAAGUUGGCUUAGCCCGCAAGAAGUACAAGGUUCCCUAUCCAACUUUGUAUGCUUCAGAAGCUGAAAAUAAGGAUGCUAAGCUUUUCAAUUGCAUUCAGAGGGGCCAUCAGAAUUCACUGGAAUCGAUGACGUUGUUCUUCGCAUUGAUGGUAUUAGGAGGGAUCAAGCACCCAAUCAUUAGUGCUGCCCUUGGAAUACUGUAUAUCGUUACUCGCUUCUUCUAUUUCAAAGGCUAUUCCACCGGUAUCCCUGAUAAUCGUCUCGGCGGCCUUGGGAAAUUUUGGCUGCUUGCAAUUUUCGGCCUAGUUUUCUGCACCGUCUCUUUUGGAGUCAGUCUUCUUCUGUCAUGAGCUGUGUGGCCUGAUUGAGAAUCGUCAUCCCUGCGGGCCUUUUGGGCGUCGGCGUUCUCUGUUGAUCACUUUUCUGUGCUGCUUUACUAAUUAGUGCUUACUAGUUUUCUUGUUUGGUUAGGUAUAGUAUUUUUCUUUCUUUGCUCUUUUUUUCGAGUAGAAACUUCGCGAAUGUGAUGUUGUCAAGAAUAAGAAUAGUUGAAUACGACUGAAUGUAUACUACUACCUUCCGUCAAAAGUCUAUACAAGUUGUCAUCUGCCUUUAUUCUUUAAGCA
Coffea eugenioides is the source of this 829-nucleotide messenger RNA. Its product is annotated as microsomal glutathione S-transferase 3. The coding region runs from base 110 to 553 and encodes 147 amino acids. Lineage: Eukaryota; Viridiplantae; Streptophyta; Magnoliopsida; Gentianales; Rubiaceae. The record is from RefSeq and is a predicted model, not a curated record. Gene Ontology annotation, molecular function: glutathione transferase activity; glutathione peroxidase activity. Gene Ontology annotation, cellular component: nuclear envelope; membrane; endoplasmic reticulum. The transcript is spliced from 4 exons.